Euleptes europaea (tarantolino) is the source of this 3080-nucleotide messenger RNA. It is a transcript of the gene DCAF8, whose product is annotated as DDB1 and CUL4 associated factor 8. NCBI's taxonomy places the organism in Eukaryota, Metazoa, Chordata, Lepidosauria, Squamata, Sphaerodactylidae. The coding region runs from base 1 to 3063 and encodes 1020 amino acids. The transcript has 22 exons. Gene Ontology annotation, cellular component: peroxisome; cytoplasm; Cul4-RING E3 ubiquitin ligase complex. The record is from RefSeq and is a predicted model, not a curated record. Gene Ontology annotation, molecular function: protein binding.
AUGGCGGCUGCGGAGCAGGACCGGGAGCUGGACGAGCUCCUCGAGAGUGCCCUCGACGACUUCGAGAAGGCCGCGCCGCCCCCCCCGACGCCCCCCGCCCCCGGCAGCAGCGAGGCGCCGCCGUCGCCGCCGCCGGAGGCGCUGUUCUUCGCGGAGCUGUUCGAGGGCGAGCUGGCCUCGCAGGCCACGGCCGAGUUCGAGCAGGCCCUGCGCCGCCUCGCCCGCCAGGAGCCCCACCUCGUCCAGCAGUUCCACAGGCUCUCCCAGGCCGCCGGCAGAGUCGGGAGUGAUGCCACAUCUCAGCAAGAGUUCACUUCCUGCUUGAAGGAGACCCUCAGUGGCUUGGCCAAGAACGCCAACGACUUGCAGAAUUCCACGGCGGCUGAGGAGGAGCUGGCCAAGACCCUGGAAGGGCUGUGCCUGGAGGAUGGGGACGGCGAAGGCAACCUCCUGCCCCUCAUGCAGAGCGUCAUGCAGAACCUCCUCUCGAAAGACGUGCUCUACCCAUCCCUCAAGGAGAUCACCGAGAAAUACCCGGAGUGGCUCCGCAGCCACCGUGACUCCUUGCCCAAGGAGCAGUAUGAGAAGUAUCGGGAGCAGCACAGCAUCAUGGGCAAGAUCUGCGAGCAGUUCGAGGCGGAGCGGCCCACAGACAGUGACACAGAGCACAAGGCCCGCUUCGAGCUGGUCCUGGACCUGAUGCAGCAGCUUCAAGACCUGGGCCACCCUCCCAAGGAACUGGCUGGGGAAUCGGUGAGUUUAGCCUACCAAGGGGUCACCACUCCUGGCGUGGUGGCUGCUUUUCUGGUGGCUGCAGCCCCUUUGCCGCUCUGUGCCGUGGGCUUGCACGUGCCUCAGCCUGGAUGCUCCACCGGCCGGCUUCGGAGUGCGGCGCCCUCUUGCCGCGCGCCCCAGAGGAGCCGGCCCCCACUUCCGGUUACAGACCGGAAGCCGGUCUGCUCCCCCUCUUUCUAUGGUGCGUGCCGGAAGUGGCGCCGCGGCGGCCCCCCCGAGUGUCGUAAAAGUGCUCGGCUGCCGUCGAGCGCGACUGUCGGGAAGAGGAGCGGCGGCUGCGGGACGGGGCGGCGGUGGGGGGGGGGGAUAAAAUGGCGUCCGGGCGGCCCGCCGCAGGCCCCGGCCCCGCAGCGACAGGGGGAGGAAGAGGAGCGAGAGGAGGCCCGCCCCCUCGCGCAGUCUGACAGUAUUCCUUCACCGUCUGUUUCCAAAUUCUUUUGGUCCUACUUCGGACAGGGUGAAUUCUCAAGAAACAAGAUGUCAGAUGCAGGGAGUAGCACAGAUGGGAAAAUGGAGAUACCCAACGGAAGCUUGUCCAGCAGCCCAGAAGAGAUGUCUGUAGCCACGGAGGGGCGGGAGACCUCUUCCGGUGUGGAAGUGGAAGCCUCCGACCUCAGCCUGAGCCUCACUGGGGAUGAGGGCCCCCCCAACCGCGCUUCCCCGGAGAGCUCUGUAGAGGAGAGGGACUCUGACAGCAUGGAGGACGCGGGGCACUACUCCAUCACGGAGGAGAGCCGGACCUUCGACCGCUCUCACUCGGAGGAGGAGGAAGAGGAGGAGGAGGAGGAUCUCGAAGUGGAGGUGCAGCAUUCUCACCGGCGGGCGCAGCGCAAGCGCCCGAACCGGGACCGAGACUCCUCAGAUGACGAGCGAGCCCUGGAGGACUGGAUGGCGUCGGAGACGACGGCGCUGGCACGGCCACACUGGCGAGCGCUGCGGGCCCUGCGGGAGAGGGAGCUGGGCUGCGGCUCCCGCUUCGUCUACCAGGCCUGCGGGGCCCGGGUCUUCGUGCAGCGCUUCCGCCUGCAGUACGGACUGGAGCGCCACGGCGGCUGCGUGAACACCUUGCACUUUAACCAGCGUGGCUCGUGGCUGGCCAGCGGCAGCGACGACCUCAAGGUGGUGGUUUGGGACUGGGUCCGGAGGAAGCCAGUGCUGGAGUUUGAGAGUGGCCAUAAGAGCAAUGUGUUCCAGGCAAAGUUCCUCCCGAACAGCGGGGACUCGACCAUCGCCAUGUGUGCUCGUGACGGCCAAGUGCGUGUGGCCGAGCUUUCGGCCACUCAGUGCUGCAAGAACACGAAGAGGGUGGCCCAGCACAAGGGCGCGUCACACAAACUGGCCCUUGAGCCAGAUUCUCCGUGCACUUUCCUGUCGGCUGGCGAAGAUGCCGUGGUCUUCACCAUCGACCUGAGACAAGACCGGCCUGCUUCGAAACUGGUGGUGACGAAAGAGAAGGAGAAGAAAGUGGGCCUGUACACCAUCUACGUGAACCCCUCCAACACACACCAGUUUGCUGUGGGGGGCAGAGAUGAAUAUGUCCGGAUCUAUGAUCAGCGGAAGAUCAAUGAGAACGAGAGCAACGGGGUGCUGAAGAAGUUCUGCCCGCCCCACUUGGUCAACAGUGAGUCCAAAGCCAACAUCACCUGCCUGGUGUACAGCUACGACGGGUCGGAACUCCUGGCCAGCUACAACGACGAAGACAUCUAUCUCUUCAAUUCGUCCCACAGCGAUGGCGCAGAAUACAUCAAAAGAUACAAGGGGCAUCGGAAUAGCGCCACAGUGAAAGGCGUCAAUUUCUACGGCCCCAAGAGCGAGUUUGUGGUGAGCGGCAGUGACUGCGGCCACAUCUUCCUGUGGGAGAAGGCCUCCUGCCAGAUCGUACAGUUCAUGGACGGCGACAAGGGCGGCGUGGUCAACUGCCUGGAGCCCCACCCGCACCUGCCUGUGCUGGCCACCAGUGGUUUGGAUCACGACGUCAAGAUCUGGGCCCCCACGGCUGAGGCGCCCACGCAGCUGGCCGGCUUGAAGGAGGUGAUCAAGAAGAACAAGCGGGAGCGAGACGAGGACAGCCUGCACCACACGGACAUGUACGAGAGCCACCUGCUCUGGUUCCUGAUGCACCAUUUCCGGCAGAGGCGGCACCACAGGCGCCGAAGAGAUCCCGGUGUGGGUGCGACCGACAGCGACUCGGAUGAAUCCCUCAGCUCCUCGGACACGUCGGAUGACGAGGAGGAGGGCCCGGAUCGAGUGCAGUGUAUGCCUUCUUGAGGCCUCUGUGGACAGGG